AUGUCAAAAUCGGAGAAAGAGAUCAAACCAGUGAUGGCUAACAAUAAUAUCGUGAUUCAAGAGGAGAAGCCGUUCUUCAUAUUAUGCAAACCAAAACUAUUGCCAUUAAAGUCAAUGACUUUGGAAAAGUUGGACAAAAUGCAAACCGACGCCGAAGAGAAGGCUAAACAACUGAUGCUUCAAAGCCAACAACAAUAA
Messenger RNA from Medioppia subpectinata, 198 nucleotides. Lineage: Eukaryota; Metazoa; Arthropoda; Arachnida; Sarcoptiformes; Oppiidae. The record is from the annotation of a GenBank genome assembly.